AUGAUACAAUCACUCCGGCAACGGAAUAGCUCCGGCAGAGGUUGCUCCAUCGGUCCACCCUUGAAGAAUCGUGCCUCCGUGGCUUGCUGUCGUUGCCAUAGCCGCAAAGUACGAUGUGAUGUGGCACUAAGAGGUUCACCAUGUACCAAUUGCAGUUUAGAUAAAGUUGACUGUCUUGUGCCACAAACGAGACGAAGAAAGAGCUAUCUCAAAGUUGAAAACAUCUCACAGGUCGGCUCACUGGUCAGUAGUACCUUGAAGAGAUCUCACCUUCCCACUGAUACGCACGACUUGCCACGGAUGGCUUUUGGCUCGGCUUUUCUGAGCACCUCCCAUAAUACUUUUUAUAGUGAGAUAUCAUCAUCAGGUGGUGCAGGAAGGCCUUUCGACACCACAGAAAUGCAAACAUUACCAGAUCAGUAUGCUUCCGAAUACACUUGUUGUACACUAAAAAAUCAGGCCAUUGCCGACUCGGGGCCUUCGGGGAAGAAUACCCCGCAAAGAUCAGUUACACUGCCAAACUAUAUCCGCGAAUUACCAACGACGUUGAGUAAGGUUGACAUUGAUUACCUCAUCUCCAAAGGCGUCUUACUCAUUCCAGAAUUGACUCUGCGAAACGAGCUUCUCAGGGCCUAUGUUCAUUAUGUUCAUCCCUAUAUACCCAUUCUUGAUAUAGAGGAUUUUCUUCAGACCAUUUUGGAAGGUGACCGCAAUCGCCGAAUCAGUUUGCUUCUGUUCCAAUCUGUCAUGUUUGCAGGGUCAGCAUUUGCCGAUCUGAAAAUUCUACAAGCUGCUGGUUUCGAGACGAAUAGAGUGGCCCGGAAAAAAUUCUUUGAUCGAGCUCAGCUGUUAUACAAUUUUGAUUACGAGACCGAUCAGAUAACUAUAGUGCAGUCACUUCUUCUGAUGUCUUACUACUAUGAUGCUCCCGGUCACCAGAAGGAUUCCUGGCAUUGGAUGGGCGUCGUCUUGUCUCUGGCCCACACAAUCGGUCUCAAUCGUGACCCUAUCACGCUAGGCAUGGACUUGAAACGUCAGCGGAUGUGGAAGCGCAUCUGGUGGAGCAUCUAUGUUCGAGAUCGCCUCAUUGCUCUAGGCACACGACGGCCAAUCUACGCGAUUGACGAAGAUUCGAAUGUGCCUGUGCUUUCCCUAGAUGAUUUCGAGCUUCAAUGCUGUUCACCUAACAUAAUCAAGCUGUUCGGUGGAUCGAAUAUCCUAGAAAAUUGUGGCGCUCGGCGUGAACUUGCUCUAAUGUUCAUUGAAAAGACAAAGCUCUGCAUCUUGUUAGGCUAUAUUCUUUCGACUCAGUACUUCACAGUUAGAUACGAGUCUGGGAUGCCUACUGAAACCAUGAUGUUGAGUCCGAAAAGCUCAACUGCAGGUGAAGGGAAAUUGUUUCAUCUCAAUUUACUCUUGGAGAACUGGCUGAGCUAUCUUCCCACGGAGGCUCAUUUUACACCACUGGGCCACUCGAAAUUAUCUGACGUUCAACAAGUGCUUCAUUUGCACCGUGCAAUCUUGAAGAUGAUCUACCAUACUGCCAGCAGUGCUUUACACCGCCCACAACUCACAUCUAUCACUCCACCGACCUCUUCCCAUUCCAAGUUUCAAGAAAUUUCUGCUUGCAAAGUCUUCCAUGCCGCCAUGGAAGUAACGGAUAUUGCCCUAGAGAUGGACAGCCUGGGCUUGACUUCAAAUUACCCUCCUAUUGGCGUGACUGUCCUCAUGCCAGCAGCGAUGGUUCAUCUGUUGAAGAUAAGAUCUGAUAAUCGGGGCGUACGAAUAGCCAGCUCUCAACGUCUAUGCCAAUGCAUCCGUAUCUUGAACUCCUUGCGCGAUGUUUAUGCAGUGGCUGACUUUGCCUGCACGAUCCUCAAGGCGGCUAUCCAAAAAUCUGGUGUCCGCAUCACAGCCGCUGAAGAAGACGCGCAUUCAUCAUCCCUUCGCGAUCGGUUCAACGAUGACGAUUUGCCAGACACCGUUCGGUGCAGUCCCACACCAAAACUACAAUCAAGCCCCCUUGGUCAAUCAAUACCGGCUCCAAGACACCUUGAGGAAGCACCAGUCCCCGACGAAAAUAAGGAAAGCCUCAGCUGCUUGAUGAAUCUACCAACCGACUGCCAGACAUUGCAUGAUGUCUUUGAUGAUCUCAUCAAAUUUGACGAAGAUUGGAUACACGAUCCAGCAAGUGGCCAGUGA
This is a messenger RNA of Aspergillus caelatus, 2202 nucleotides long. RefSeq names its product Zn(II)2Cys6 transcription factor. Gene Ontology annotation, biological process: DNA-templated transcription; regulation of DNA-templated transcription. Lineage: Eukaryota; Fungi; Ascomycota; Eurotiomycetes; Eurotiales; Aspergillaceae. Bases 1 to 2202 code for a protein of 733 amino acids. The transcript is spliced from 5 exons. The record is from RefSeq and is a predicted model, not a curated record. Gene Ontology annotation, molecular function: DNA-binding transcription factor activity, RNA polymerase II-specific; zinc ion binding; DNA binding.